UCAAUACGACGUCGUUAGCUCGUGCGUUAUCUCUGUUCAUCAUCACAAACACGAACACGGUGCAUCUCUCUGCUUUUCUGCGGCGGUGACUGUUCGGAAGAAGAAGGAAAAGAUGAUGCGAACUCGACUGUUAUGGUUCGGCGUAGGAUUCACCUCCUCAGCCGCCGUGGUUUCCCAUUUCAUCUGGAAGGAUCUCUGGGUUGACCGUCACGCUUUCUCUUCUCACAUCACUCAACAAUUCGAUGCUCUUCAAACUCGAAUCUCAAAUCUCGAAUCCUCUUUGCCGAAUCAAAAUCCCGUUUCCAAUCACGAUCAGGUUGAAGGCUAGAUAUUCAGCUCCAGUAAAAUGCUUUCUAGUUUCUACAAGAUUGUAAGAGCUUUAUGCUUGCUUCAAAAUGUUUGUAGAGGAAAUGUCCUUAAUAAAACAGAUUGCUGAGGCAACCUUAACAUUCUUACCUGUUUUUUGUCUCCAUUGGAAAUUCGCCUAUAUUGAGGGGAAAAAGAAACGAGUUUAGCAAAAUUUA
This is a messenger RNA of Vicia villosa (hairy vetch), 524 nucleotides long. RefSeq lists its product as uncharacterized. The transcript has 2 exons. Lineage: Eukaryota; Viridiplantae; Streptophyta; Magnoliopsida; Fabales; Fabaceae. The coding region runs from base 113 to 328 and encodes 71 amino acids. The record is from RefSeq and is a predicted model, not a curated record.